AUGGUGGUCGCAAACUGUGUGCUUGUCGGUUGUCAGCAAAGGUUUUCACGGCUUGGGCAAACUGUGUGCUUGAAGGAAGGAGGGAAUAAGCAUUGUUCUUACUUUGAGUGGCUUGAUGGAGAAGAAGUUAAUGGUUGGCCAAAGAGAGCUUUGAUUAAAGCACGAGAUGAAAUUCUUGAGAAAAAGAAACGGAUAAGUGAACUAACUGCCACUGUCAACUUCAUUCGUAUGGAGUCGGAGCAGCAUAAGGUGGAGAAACCAAGUUGUUGUAAAAAAGAUGAAAAGAUAAUGAAUUUGUGUAGUUGUUGA
Molecule: messenger RNA, 309 nt
Organism: Eruca vesicaria subsp. sativa (arugula)
Lineage: Eukaryota; Viridiplantae; Streptophyta; Magnoliopsida; Brassicales; Brassicaceae
Source: the annotation of a GenBank genome assembly